Messenger RNA from Thyridium curvatum, 1983 nucleotides. RefSeq lists its product as uncharacterized. NCBI's taxonomy places the organism in Eukaryota, Fungi, Ascomycota, Sordariomycetes, Thyridiales, Thyridiaceae. The transcript is spliced from 2 exons. Gene Ontology annotation, molecular function: monooxygenase activity; flavin adenine dinucleotide binding. The record is from RefSeq and is a predicted model, not a curated record. Bases 1 to 1983 code for a protein of 660 amino acids.
AUGCCAUCUGCAGUCGAAACUCCGCAGUACGCCCAUCCAGUGGCCUUCGAAGCUCUGGACCAAGAUCAACUCAGUAGCACGCAUGCAAAGGAGGCAGCCGUUGAAAGGGACCUGGAUGUUGUCCCAUCGAAGAAUAGAAUCGUACCCGGUUCUUACAACAUUCCCAUCGGCGUCUUCCCGCCCUUGGCUUGGUCAUUCCCUGACGCCGACGUGGUCGCGUUCAAGCUGGUGCAGAGGCUGAAUAAAGCUUUGAAAGAAGGAGAUGUUUCAGCGAUAGCACUUGUUUUCCACGAGAACAGUUACUGGCGCGACCAUCUAUGUCUCACCUGGGACUUGCGCACGAUGAAGGGGCAUGAUAAGAUAGCCCAUUUCGUUGCAAACAGUCCGAAUUUGGACUGUGUAUCGAUCGAGGUAGACAUCUCGACCCAGCUUCGUGCGCCCAAGCAUGGUCCAAUUGACGGACUAUACGGCCCAGCCUCGAGUGCUUCAGGCAUCGAGUUCUUUGUGAAAGUGUCAACGAAGGCUGGCGCUGGCCGAGGCGUCGCCAAGUUGGCCGAGAUUCAGGGCCAGUGGAAGUUCUUUACGCUUUUCACGACCCUCGAGAAGCUGCAUGGCCAUGAGGAACUACUGAACGAGCGUCGUCCGAAUGGUGCCGAGCACGGAGAAAAGCUUGAACGACAGAACUGGCAAGAUAAACGCCAGGCCGCUAUCGAUUUCUGGGAGCGUGAGCCUGCCGUGCUUAUCGUGGGCGCUGGCCAAAGCGGACUGACAACAGCCGCGAGACUAAAGGCUCUCAAUGUCGACACUCUGGUCAUCGACCGCGAAGAUCAUGUCGGGGACAAUUGGCGCCGACGGUACCGCCAUCUUGUUCUUCAUGAUCCAGUGUGUCUAAAUCACAUGCCGUACCUGAAAUUCCCCGCCCAAUGGCCCAAGUUCACGCCAAAGGACAAGCUGGCGGAAUUCUUCGAAGCUUAUGUGUCUCUCUUGGAACUGAAUGUGUGGGUCAAGACAAGAGUUGUAUCAAGCACAUGGAAUGACAGCAGACAAGAAUGGACCGUGGUCUUGCAGCGGACACGGGCAGACGGCACCUCUGAGACACGCACGAUCCAUCCAGCCCACAUCAUCCAAGCAACCGGGCACGCAGGCCCGAAAAACAUGCCUUCCAUCAAGGGCAUGGAAUCAUUUAAAGGCAACAUGGCUCAUAGCACCGAAUUUGCAAGUGCUGCUCCAAAUGGCCAGGGCAAAAAGGCUGUAGUAGUCGGUUCAAGCAAUUCCGCCCACGAUAUCGCCCAGGAUUACUACGAGCAGGGCUACGAUGUUACAAUGAUCCAGCGAAGCUCGACCCUGGUUAUCUCAUCCAAGUUUAGGAACACGGUGGGAGUCAAGGGCCUUUUCACAGAGGAUGGACCGCCAACCGAGGAUGCGGACCUGCUGGUAUGGAGCUUGCCGAUGGAGCUUUUCAAAGCCCAGCAGAAGAAGGUGUGCGAGUUGCAGAAUAAGUUUGAUGCCGAACUUCUGGAAGGCUUAGCCCGGGUCGGGUUCAACUUGGAUCGUGGGGUGGACGAUACCGGCUACAUGAUGAAGUACUUGCACCGCGGAGGCGGCUAUUACGUCGACGUGGGUGCAAGUCAGCUCGUGGUGGAUGGGAAGAUCAAACUGAAACAGGGCACAGAGAUUGCUGAGAUCUUUCCUCACGAAAUUCUCUUUUCGGAUGGUAGUCGGUUGCCAGCUGAUGAGAUUGUGUUUGCCACAGGCUUCCAGAACAUGCGGACACAGACGCGGGUCAUCUUCGGCGACCAAGUUGCCGAUCGUGUGGAAGAUGUCUGGGGAUUCGACCAAGAAGGCGAGGUUCGAACAAUCUGGAAGCGAACCGGUCAUCCUGGAUUCUGGUAUAUGGGGACAAACUUCGCAUAUUGCCGCUACUUCUCUCGGAUUGUCGCGUUGCAGAUCAAGGCUAUCCAGGAAGGAAUCACGCACUGGUGA